AUGGCAAGGCGCAAGGCCGCCAGCAGCUGCUGGCGAGGCGAACCGUCCACAUCCUCGGCGGUUAUGCCUGUUAUUUCCCUUCCACUUCUGUUGCUGGCGACGUUAAUGAUGGCAACCUGUGCAACUGGCGAUGACGAUCUACCUAACUUGGCCCUGCGUCAGGCAACAUAUGCAUCAUCAGUCAACUGGACGUGGGAAGUGUCCACUUACCUCUACCCAGGUUACGCGGUGGAUGGAGUCACGGAGUAUCCAAGUCCCCUCCAUGCAUCCACCUUAAGCUUAUUUCACUCGGAGGCCUCCGAUCCGACGCCUUGGAUUUCUGUUGACCUGGGUGCCGUGGCACUUGUGAAGCGGGUUGUCAUCAUCAACCGACGUGAUUGCUGUCAGGAUCGACUGCGGAAUGCAGAGCUGCGCAUUGGGAAUGUCAGCAUUACUAAUGCAGCAGGCGGGGGUGAUACACGCAACAUUACAGGAAACCCCCUGGUCUGGCAGCAAGAUGCCGGUACCUAUAUCAAUGCUUCAGCGACCAUCCCCUUUGACACGCCCAAGGUCGGACGAUGGGUCACGUUACAAAUUAAGCAACCUACAUUACAAAUCACGGAGAUCCAAGUCUUUGGAUAUUACGCCGCCUCCGCAGGCCAACAGCGCUUAUAUAUCCGAUGCAACUCAUCAGGAAGGAGGCGGCCCCGGUGA
Messenger RNA from Volvox carteri f. nagariensis, 693 nucleotides. RefSeq lists its product as uncharacterized. The coding region runs from base 1 to 693 and encodes 230 amino acids. The record is from RefSeq and is a predicted model, not a curated record. The transcript has 3 exons. Lineage: Eukaryota; Viridiplantae; Chlorophyta; Chlorophyceae; Chlamydomonadales; Volvocaceae.